UUUUAAAUAAUUAUUAAAAAAUAAAAAUAAAACUAAAAAAAUAUUCAAUAAAUGUAAAAAUUGCUAAUUGUCUGCUUAUUGGUUUUGGCUGUAGCUAUUCCUACUGUCAUGUGCUCUCCUAAGAAGCCCGAUGUUUCAGUUAAGGACUUACUUACCUAUAACAAAUGGAGAAACACUCAUUAAAGAGUCUACUUGAAUGAACAUGAAUAACUUUUCAGAUAGUUAAUCUUUUUCGAAAAUCUUGCAAAGGUCAACCAACACAAUUAAAAUGGUAAUGCUACUUAUACCAUUGGUUUGAACAAAUUUUCUGAUUUCACUCAUGAAGAAUUCAAGCAUAUAAUUCUUAAUAAGAAACUCGGAACUAGAGGUUAAAGAUUGUUACAAGAUACUGAUGGGGAAGAUAACAGUAAUACUAAUGAUAACAACAACUAAAAUAAUACUAACUCUACAAUUGCUGCUUCUAUUGACUGGAGAAACGUCAAUAAUGUUUUAAACCCUGUUAAGGACUAAGGUUAAUGUGGUUCUUGCUGGACUUUUGGUGCUGCUGGUGUCAUGGAAUCUUUCAAUGCUAUUACUAAUGGAGUACUCAAGAGCUUCUCUGAAUAAUAACUUGUUGACUGUGUUCACCAAGCUGGUUUCAAUUCUGACGGUUGCAAUGGUGGUUUCUAAUCAGAUGGUGUUGAAUAUGCUAUCAAGUUUGGUAUUGUAACUGAAGACUAAUACCCUUACACUGCAGUUGGUGGUGAUUGCUAAAUUACUGAUCCUACAUCUGAUGGUUUCUACCCUAAAUCUUACAAAAAACUCCAACAAACUGCUGAUGACUUAAAGAGUGGUUUGAAUUUCUCACCUGUUACCGUUUCAGUUGAUGCUUCAAACUGGAGUUCUUACGAAAGUGGUAUUUUUGAUAACUGUGGAGAAACUACUGAGCAACAACUUAACCAUGCUGUCAUUGCUGUUGGUUAUGAUACAGAUGGUAACUGGAUUAUUAGAAACUCUUGGAGUACUUCUUGGGGUGAAGAUGGCUAUAUGAGAUUAGCUGCUGGUAACACUUGUGGUGUUUUACUUGAUACAUUAAUUGUCACUGCUUGA
Messenger RNA from Tetrahymena thermophila SB210, 1089 nucleotides. RefSeq names its product papain family cysteine protease. Lineage: Eukaryota; Ciliophora; Oligohymenophorea; Hymenostomatida; Tetrahymenidae. Gene Ontology annotation, molecular function: cysteine-type endopeptidase activity. The record is from RefSeq and is a predicted model, not a curated record. Gene Ontology annotation, cellular component: lysosome. The transcript has a single exon.